UGAAGCCUACUUGCUCAUCGUUAGUUGUACGGAGCCGUGUCAUUGUCGCAAGAAGGACGUAUUCCCCAUCUCAGAACAUUUUAAUGUAGCCAGGUGUUUCGAUCACACAUAUAUCUGGAGUGGACGGCUAUCUCAGCAUGACGUUGGUAACGUUGUCGGUGUUCACGUUAACGCUCCUGGGACUGGCUUCUGUGUCCAGACAGAAAGUCGUCUAUUUGAUCCAACCCACCAGGCGUAUUCAGACUCAAACAGCACCACAAGCAUGCAGACUUCAGAAGGAUGCCGGUCAAUGUCGGGCAGCGCUACCGCGGUACUUCUACAACGCGUACACCAGCAAAUGCGAGCUCUUCAUCUACGGCGGAUGCGGGGGAAACCUCAACAACUUCAAAACUGCCGACAGCUGCUUCCAGUCCUGCGCAUGCACACAGCCACCAAAACGAGGCUCGUGCCAGGGAGGUUACCUCCCUAGGUAUUACUUCAACUCCCUGAAGGGAUCGUGCGAUGUCUUUAUGUGGAGCGGGUGUGGGAGCAAUGACAACAAUUUCGGCACUAAGACCGAGUGCCUGUCUAAGUGUUCUGUGUGUUCGUUACCUCCAGAUCGCGGUCCCUGUACUGGGAAGUACCUGCGCUAUUAUUUCCAGCCUGGAGUCGGCUGUCGGCCGUUCAGCUACGGAGGUUGUCAAGGAAACGCUAACAACUUUCUCAGUGGGAGGGACUGCGUACGUCACUGUUUUCCUAACCCUGCGGCGUUGCCACGGAUACUGAACACAGCUCGUCGUAAUCCGAGAGUGCUCGCCGUCCCUUCUACAUUACAACGCACGUCGGUAAGAGCAUCUCGCAGAAGAGCGGGUUUGCAUCAUAGACAGGUGGUUCUGUCUCACGCGCCGGCCUCUCGGUCUCGCCACAGAGCCACAUUUAUUCAGCCUAUAAGAGCUACAGGCGUUCGGUCUCACGCGUCUGCGAGUCGAUCACAGAUACCAUCUCGUACUGCCAGUGCAGCAACUCAAACCAGUACGCAAAUGCCGACAACAGUGAAAAUUACAACCGAGCCGCCGGAUCCACCUGAAGCUACUGAUGCCCCAUCUCCAUCUGGUUCUGACCCAGUCCAGUCAACAGCAGGACUCCACGGUCACUCGACUGGAGCACAGAGACACAAGGUCGCUCAACUAGCCACAAAGGUGACUCAACUAGCCACAAAGGUGACUCAACUAGCCACAAAGGUGACUCGACUAGCCCCACAAGUGACCAAACUAUCACAAAUAUCGCCGCUACGACGCGUGGUCCAUACUGGAGUGGGGAUGAGAAACACUGUUGGGAGGAAAGCUCCAGCACGGAUAUACCCCAGAGUUCGUCAGUUUAACAGACAAGUCGCAAUCAGGAAAAAACAGCGGACGUAUAUCGUUGCAGGUAGUGCUGCAGCGCCCCGUAGGUUUACGUCACUCUCUGCAAGAACGGCGGUCAGACCAGCUCGUCUAGUUGCUAGACAUCCACGGGUUUCCUUGCUGAAAUCGUCUGGCGUACCUCUUACUGCUUCGUAUCGAAGCCCUCCCGCUACGCAAAGCGAGGCUUCGAAAGUGGGUCUGGCUGAGUUUUCGCCAUUGUUCACCUCUAAACACAAGCCAGUGCGAAGAGAAAGUACCAUGGAGAUCACACCCAAUCAGCUACGGACACUCCUAGAGCUGAACAAAUUCUUUCCACCACAUUCAAAUGCACUGUAUCAAAUUGAGAACCUCGAGUCUGCUGCUGGAAGUAAUAAGUCUAACGGCACAGACUCGGGCUCGACUUCUAAGCCUUCUCCAGUUAAGCAUCAACCUGUGUCAGGUACUUCUAAGAUAGUUCUAGAUCACCCAGCAUCGUUUGCUUCAUCCGCGGCCAGUAAAUCGGGAACAAAACAGACCGAACCUCCUACGAAAGCAAGCAGUGGGAUUCAGUCAGCAUCAUUCAAUGCAUCUCUAGAAGAAGUCUUAGCACUGCUUGUAACAGAUGGUGAAAUUGUUAGACCAGCUAACCCUGCAAAUAAACUACCUGUGAUGGAUAGAGAGGUAACCGAAAUACCAUUUCAGCCUAAAUAUUUGCCCGAUCCGCCGUCAAAUGUUACACAAGAGCUGCAGCCGACGAACGUGAAAUCUGGACUGACACUCGAAACACAAGCCGAGCUCCCUGGAUCUCCGACGUUUCUGCUUCAGCGGUCCACUAAAACAAAUAGUUCUACAGGCUCACACUCCACAACAACAGUUGCUAAGAAAGCUCAAACGCCUGAGGCACUUGAACUGCCUGGCCAGCCAACAUUCCUGCCUUCGCGUACUGUAGAAACACCCAUAUCAAAGCCACAACUCCAGGUAGAACCAGAAUUAGUAGAACCGUUACCACCUGUGGAACACACAUCUUCUGUGAAGAAGACAGGAUCUGUGGGACACACAUCUUCUGUGAAGAAAACAGGAUCUGUGGGACACCCGCACCAAUCUGCUGCCACACACGACAAAGUUAACGUCCUAAAACAACCAUCGUCAACGUUAGACACACAGCUUCCAGAAGUACCCGUGUUUGUGGAUUCCUUAGCUGCUCAGAUGAAUCCCACAGCAUUAGGUGAAGGAGCAGGGACCGCGGGUGAAUCACCGGAAGCUGCGAUAUCUUUACCUCCUGAGUUGUCGGGAUUUGCCCGUGAGCUGUCAGAAUUGGCAGCCCUCUUGUCCAUGCCACUGAUGAACAAGCUAAUGGAAAGUGAGAAAGAUGGUCCACCGUCCAGAUCUACACCAUCACAAGGAGGACCUCACAAAGCAACAGGACAAGAGAAAUCGCUGUCACCUGUGGAUACCAAGCAUCAUUCGGGAACAUCCCAGACCAACCAAUUAUCAUCGACAAGCACUACAGCACAAACUGACAGUCCAGGGGCUAGCGUGCUUACCAACCAGAACGAACCCCUAACGUUAAGAGAUUUUGUAAUGUUAUUUAAUUAAAAUAUUUUUUUACGAAAGCAAUAUUGUGCUAUUUGCACUUCAACAACUGUCCAUGACUCAGUUAUUUCAACUUCAGUAUUAAACGACCAUCCAAAACAUUUUCAAAAGUGGAAGUAUAUCAAAGACGCGAUUUGAUGCUGACUAUCAGUGCUAUGUUUUUAAUAAAUAUUAAUUUUAUAUCUAUAAUUUUAUAGGUGAUGUUCAGCCCCAAACUCAAACACAGGUGUGUGCGUGUUUGUGUACGUGUUUGUGUGCGCGUAAUGUGUGUGCGUUCAUGAGUGUGAGCGUGUUUGUUGAGCGUGUGCGUGCGUAUGUAUGUUGAGCGUGUGUGUGUUGAGUGCGCGCGCACGCGCGCGUGUGUGUGUGUAUGUGUGUGUGUGUGAUUAUGUGUGUUUGUGUGAGGGGAGAGAAAGUGCGUUUGUGACCGAGGGAAUGUUUGUGUGUGUGUGUGUGUGUGUGUGUGUGUGUGUGUGUGUGAGAGAGAGAGAGAGAGAGAGAGAGAGAGAGAGAGAGAGAGAGAGAGAGAGAGAGUGUGUGUGUGUGUGUGUAUGUCGUAUU
Molecule: messenger RNA, 3515 nt
Organism: Gigantopelta aegis
Lineage: Eukaryota; Metazoa; Mollusca; Gastropoda; Neomphalida; Peltospiridae
Exons: 3
Coding region: 138-2957 (939 amino acids)
Molecular function (GO): serine-type endopeptidase inhibitor activity
Source: RefSeq, a predicted model, not a curated record